UGUCAUCGUGGGCUUUAACAUCUGCGCAUGCGCGUCAAUAACUCCUUCGCUUCUCUGGUGCAAAAAGAAGCUACAGACGAUGAUGAAGACGCUACACGUCUUUUUGGCCCUAGCGCUCCUCGCCCUGGGCUCAGGAGAAGAAGGUGCCCGUUUGCUGGCGUCCAAGUCCCUGCUCAACCGUUACGCCGUUGAAGGACGAGACCUGACCCUGCAGUACAAUAUUUACAACGUGGGAUCCAGUGCCGCUCUUGAGGUGGAGCUGUCGGAUGAUUCUUUCCCUCCCGAGGACUUUGGAAUCGUCUCGGGAUUGCUGAACGUGAAAUGGGACAGGAUUGCACCAGCCAGCAACGUGUCCCACACUGUUGUGCUUCGUCCUCUGAAGGCCGGCUACUUUAACUUCACGUCUGCUUCGGUUAGCUAUUUGGCUCAGGAGGGUGGACAAGUUGUGGUGGGCUACACCAGCGCCCCCGGUCAGGGAGGCAUCCUGGCUCAGAGGGAGUUUGACCGCCGCUUUUCCCCGCAUUAUCUGGACUGGGCUGCUUUCGGUGUAAUGACCCUCCCUUCCAUCGGAAUCCCGCUCCUGCUCUGGUAUUCCAGUAAGAAGAAGUACGACCCGCCCAAGCCUAAAAAGAACUAAAGGGGGAAAUGCACCUUUUUUUUUAGUAAUUCAGACUGCAGGGUGGGAGGGUCUGUAAAGGGUUAAGUGGGUACAGGAAGUCUGAGAAGCUUAAUAACCCAUAUUGGGGGGUUGAAAGGUGUGUCAGUGAUUAAAAGUCUGCAGGAAGAUGCCAACAGCAGGUAUACGAGAACAAUUACAGUGGCAAUUAUUGCUGUUUGUAACUGUAACAAGCUCCGUUUUUAAGUUGUGAGACUUCAAUAUCAAUAAAAACAAGAUUUUUUUUUUUUAACAAAACAUGGAUC
Messenger RNA from Corythoichthys intestinalis (scribbled pipefish), 921 nucleotides. RefSeq names its product signal sequence receptor, beta (gene ssr2). Gene Ontology annotation, cellular component: endoplasmic reticulum; membrane. The transcript is spliced from 6 exons. The record is from RefSeq and is a predicted model, not a curated record. The coding region runs from base 80 to 637 and encodes 185 amino acids. Lineage: Eukaryota; Metazoa; Chordata; Actinopteri; Syngnathiformes; Syngnathidae.